Molecule: messenger RNA, 1359 nt
Organism: Gossypium raimondii (Peruvian cotton)
Lineage: Eukaryota; Viridiplantae; Streptophyta; Magnoliopsida; Malvales; Malvaceae
Product: caffeoylshikimate esterase
Exons: 8
Coding region: 74-1228 (384 amino acids)
Cellular component (GO): membrane
Molecular function (GO): lipase activity
Source: RefSeq, a predicted model, not a curated record
UCCAGUUCUACUUGACCAUUUGGCGGCAUUUAGAGUUGCACGCUUCACAGCCUGUCCCACGAAGCCACAACCCAUGGAUCUCUCUCUAACUUUCAGAUCUCCAUCACCUUUUCUUCUACCCAAAUCCAAACCAUCAACCCUCUCCAUCCCCCUCAUUUCUCUCAAACCAUCGCCUCAUCGCCUCACGGUGGCAGCGGCUGCAGGGAAUAUGAAGAUGAUUGAGGGCGUCAGUGAUGAAUUGAACUCCAUUGCUUCACAGAAUCUUGACUACGCUGCUGCUCGUAGAAGAGUUCGAUCUGCUUUCAUCCCUGUCCACCAGCAGCUUGAUCAUUUAUUGUUCAAGAUGGCUCCUACUGGUGUAAGAACAGAGGAGUGGAUCGAAAGAAACUCAAAGGGAUUGGAGAUUUUCUUUAGGCGAUGGAUGCCUGAACCCGGGGUUAAAAUUAAGGGUGUCGUAUGCUUUUGCCAUGGAUAUGGUGAUACUUGCACUUUCUUCUUUGAAGGCAUUGCUAGGUUCAUUGCAGCAUCUGGAUAUGGUGUUUAUGCUAUUGAUCAUCCAGGAUUCGGUCUUUCUGAAGGAUUGCAUGGUUACAUCUAUAGCUUUGAUGAAUUGGCUGACAAUGUCAUUGAACAAUAUGCAAAAAUUAAAGAAAGACCUGAAGUGAGAGGAUUGCCCUGCUUCAUAUUGGGACAGUCCAUGGGUGGAGCUGUUACUCUCAAAGUUCACUUCAAGGAUCCACAUGGAUGGGAUGGAAUCAUCCUUGUAGCACCUAUGUGUAAAAUUGCAGAUGAUGUAACGCCUUCAAAACCAGUUUUGAACUUUUUGACCUUUCUGUCUAAAGUUAUGCCAACAGCAAAGCUUGUUCCACAGAAAGAUCUAGCUGAACUGAUGUUCAGAGACCCAAGGAAAAAGAAGAUGGCUGUGUACAAUGUGAUUUGUUAUGAUGACCGAGUGCGAUUGAGAACAGCUGUUGAACUCUUAAAUGCCACAAAGGAAAUUGAGGAGCAAGUGGAUAAGGUUUCAUCCCCACUGCUGAUACUUCAUGGAGCUGCGGAUAAGGUUACAGAUCCAGUGGUGAGCCAGUUUCUUUAUGAAAAUGCCUCAAGCAAGGACAAGACUUUGAAGCUAUAUGAAGAAGGCUAUCACUGCAUUCUGGAAGGGGAACCGGAUGACAGAAUUUUAACUGUCCUUAAUGAUAUUAUAUCAUGGCUGGAUGCUCGGUGCUAGGUUUUAAUACAAUUAUUAUUAAAUUAAACUAAUGGAUGGGUCCUCGAAUUAAAGACAGGAGUAAAUUAAUCCAUUUAUUGUAAAAGUGAGUUCCCUUACCAUUUAAUUUUGAAGCAAAGAGUUCAAUUUUA